AUGGUGGCAACGCCGCCGACUAGCACUGGACUGCCGGAGAAACCUCCUGAACUUAGCGGAAUGAGGAGACCUGCCACAGUAUCAUCUUCGCCAGAUAGGAAGAGUGAAAAGGAGACAAAGCAAGAUAAGAAACGUGUGCAUGGGCUGAACCUUGACCAGGAGGAUGUAGAGCUUCCUGUGGAGUUCAUCAAUGCUGAAGUGGUUAUGAUAAUUGCGAAGCUUAUUGGAAGGCCGGUGAGAGUGGAUAGGGCGACCGAGGCUGGAGCUCGCGCAAAAUUUGCACGGGCAUGCGUAGAAGUUGACCUAACGAAACCAUUGUUGUCCCAGCAUAAGGUAGAGGGUAUAACCUAUCUCAUCCAAUAUGAAGGAUUGGAAAACAUAUGUGGUGAAUGUGGUUUGUACAACCAAACGGGACAUAUAUGCAAGUGCACCAAAAAAGUGGGUGAAGAGAAAGAGGAAGAUGUGUCCAUUGUGCCUGAAACGCAAGAUGUUGACCCCACAAAAGGGAGGGUGUAUGGUGAAUGGUGA
Molecule: messenger RNA, 528 nt
Organism: Linum tenue
Lineage: Eukaryota; Viridiplantae; Streptophyta; Magnoliopsida; Malpighiales; Linaceae
Source: the annotation of a GenBank genome assembly